CGUGGCUAACAACCUAAUAUGAGUGUGAAUUAUAUAAUAUAUAUACUCAUCAACUUAUUCCAAGUAUAUAUAAUCUAGAUUUUGCUAGAACAAAUACUUCACAAACCAAAAGAGAGAAUUAAUUUGAGAGAAAACGAAUUGAAAAAAGAAAAGAAAAAUGCAUCGAGCAACAUUUGUUCCAGCAAAUGAUAAAAUGGAGUACUUCAAAUUGAUGAGUGAUCAUACUAUCCCUUGCGUUGGUUUGGGGACAUGGAAAUCUGGCUCUCAAGCUCGUUACUCCGUUGAAAGUGCCAUUGUCGAGGCUGGUUACAGGCAUAUUGAUACAGCUUGGGCAUAUGAUAUAGAGGAGGCGGUUGGUGAUGGCAUUAAGGCUGCAAUUCAUGCUGGAGUUGAAAGGACUGACCUUUUUGUCACCUCUAAACUAUGGUGCACUGAUUUGACUCCAGAGAGGGUUAGACCAACAUUCGAAAACACCCUUAAAAAACUUCAACUUGAUUAUCUUGAUCUUUACCUUAUCCAUUGGCCAUUUCGCUUAAAGGAAGGUGCAAGCAUGCCACCAAAAGCAGGGGACGUGCUAGAGUUUGACAUGAAAGGAGUAUGGAGGGAAAUGGAGAGGCUUGUCGCCGAUGGCCUUGUUAGAGACAUUGGCAUUUCCAACUUCACUGUCGCAAAGCUUACCAAGCUAGUGACUUUGGCUCUUGUUAAGCCUUCAGUUUGUCAGAUGGAGAUGCACCCGGGAUGGAGGAACGAGAAGAUGCUCAAUGCUUGUAGGGAACAUGGCAUCCACGCCACUGCAUACUCGCCGUUAGGUUCAGGAGGGAAGAUAGACUUGUUGAAUGAUCCAGUGGUGGUGAAAGUAGCAAAGAAGCUAAAAAAGACACCAGCUCAAAUACUUGUAAGAUGGGCAUUGCAAAGAGGGACUAGUGUCAUCCCUAAGUCGAGUAACCCGGAUAGAAUCAAGGAAAACAUACAGGUUUUCGGGUGGGAAAUUCCUCAAGAAGACUUUGAUUCUCUUUCAGCUUUCAAAGAACAGAAACGAAUCAUAGAUGGCGAAAAUCUGUUCGUGAACAAGACGGAGGGACCAUUCAAGAGCGUGGAAGAGCUCUGGGACUUUGAAGAUAUUCCUCCUCUAAAGAUUGCUCCUUAAAUUCUCUUAUGAGAUAAUAAGAAAGGAAGAUUAUCUAAAUCGACGUCUUGUAAUCUUUUUAUUUCUCUCCAAUAAAAUGUAAACUAUAUAGCAGUGUAAAAUAACAUAUAAUUGUAUAUGUUAUUUGUACUUAUUAAUGUUCUAUGUUUUUUCGUUUGUGAUCGUUAAAUUUACUUGGCAUAAUAGCUACUCUGUAUCAAGUAAUGCAUAAUGCAUUAGCAUUUAUGUGAAUCAAUUCUUAUUAAAAGAACUUGAUAGUGAUAUGUUGUUGAAGUUCAUGUUGCCCAUAUAAUAGAUUUUGCAUAACGGGCGAAUUUCACCUAAAGAGCAAGCUAUGAA
Molecule: messenger RNA, 1486 nt
Organism: Chenopodium quinoa (quinoa)
Lineage: Eukaryota; Viridiplantae; Streptophyta; Magnoliopsida; Caryophyllales; Amaranthaceae
Product: aldose reductase-like
Exons: 8
Coding region: 158-1147 (329 amino acids)
Cellular component (GO): cytosol
Molecular function (GO): aldose reductase (NADPH) activity
Source: RefSeq, a predicted model, not a curated record